UAGCUGCUUGUUUGUUGUGUUUGAUUUGAGUCAGCCAUUACUUACCCAGUGAGCAGUAAACUCUGGUCUAAAAUGUCCACGCGAUUUGUCUUCGUAUCCUGCCUAUUCUGGUUGAAUACACACAUCACUGUACAAGAUUCUAGCGUGAGUGCCAACAACGGAAGAUCAAAACGUCAUAUUGUUGAUGAAUUCCUGACCACUAACGCGUGCGGGAUUUGCACCAGCUCCCUGCCCAGACCAGUGGUCACUCUGCCAAGUGGAUUGGACGUGAUGUGUGACACACAGACAGACGGCGGAAGGUGGACGGUGAUACAGAGAAGAUUCAACGGAUCAACAGAUUUCAAUCGGGACUGGAAUGAAUACAAACAUGGGUUUGGUGAAGUUGACGGUGGGGAAUUUUGGCUGGGUAAUGAAAACAUCUAUCGUCUGACGUCUUUAGCGAAACACGAACUGAGGGUCGAUUUUAAAUAUAAGAAGAAGGACUACUACGCUAAAUAUUCAAGCUUUAGUGUGGGUAGUGAACGGGAAAGUUAUAAGUUAAAAGUUACCGGCUUUUCAGGAAAUGCCGGAGACGCUUUGGUAAACCACAACAACUGCAAGUUCAGCACUUACGACAAAGACAACGACAUUGCCCGCUAUCAAAACUGCGCCGCGAAAUACAACGGGGGCUGGUGGUUCCACACGUGCCACAACGGCAAUCUAAACGGGGAGUGGGGAAACAUAACCUACGGCAGAGGUGUCAUCUGGGAACCGACAACAAAUCAACAUAGUUCGGCAACUUUUACUGAGAUGAAAAUAAGACCGAUCUAAGAAAAGAAUGCGUUUCUCUUUUGACGUCAUGAA
This is a messenger RNA of Physella acuta, 843 nucleotides long. Its product is annotated as ficolin-1-like. NCBI's taxonomy places the organism in Eukaryota, Metazoa, Mollusca, Gastropoda, Physidae. The record is from RefSeq and is a predicted model, not a curated record.